AUCCCAGUGUCGUACGUAGCCUAGAACUAGAAGUUACUUAAAGUUGUCUGUAAAAUGGCCGCUUCCUGUGUUGAUAGUGAUAAUUUUGAUAUGGACGCAGAAUCAUUAGAACCCUCCCUUCAAAAUGUCAUUGAUCAGAAUUCAUUGAAGUGGAUAUUUGUUGGUGGUAAAGGUGGUGUUGGAAAAACAACUUGCAGCUGUAGUCUGGCUGUUCAGCUAUCAAAGGUGAGAGAAAGUGUUCUUAUCAUAUCUACCGAUCCUGCUCACAACAUCUCCGAUGCUUUUGAUCAGAAGUUCUCCAAGGUUCCUACCAAAGUAAAGGGAUUCAACAAUUUAUCUGCUAUGGAAAUUGACCCAAACGUAGGAUUCACAGAACUACCCGAGGAGUAUUUUGAUGGAGAAAACGAUCCAAUGAGACUUAGCAAGGGAGUAAUGCAAGAGAUAAUCGGAGCUUUUCCAGGCAUUGAUGAAGCUAUGAGCUACGCAGAAGUCAUGAAGCUUGUGAAGGGGAUGAACUUUUCUGUGGUGGUGUUUGAUACGGCACCCACAGGUCACACUCUGCGACUCCUAUCCUUCCCUCAGGUCGUGGAGAAGGGGCUCGGCAAACUACUGCGACUCAAGAUGAAGAUCAGUCCUUUCAUAAAUCAAAUUAGUUCUUUGCUGGGCAUUACAGACUUCAAUGCAGAUUCAUUCUCCAAUAAGAUGGAAGAUAUGUUGGCGAUUAUUCGGCAAGUGAAUGAACAGUUCAGAAAUCCUGAGCAGACGACGUUUGUGUGUGUCUGCAUUGCUGAGUUCCUCUCCCUCUAUGAGACGGAGAGACUUGUUCAGGAAUUGACCAAGUGUGGCAUUGACACUCACAAUAUUGUUGUCAAUCAGCUGUUAUUCCCCAGCAAGGACCAAGUGUGUAAGAUGUGUGCUGCGAGAUAUAAAGUUCAGGGAAAAUACUUGGACCAGAUCGCAGACUUAUACGAAGAUUUCCACGUGACCAAGCUGCCGUUGUUAGAUCAUGAAGUUCGAGGAGCGCCCCAAGUUUUGGAAUUUUCCCAACAUCUCGUUAAACCAUUUGUUCCACCGCCACAAUGAUGAUCAGUUUUGUAUCUGUGAUUUUUUUCAGACCUCUAUUUUUCAUUCACCAUUUUACGGAGUACUUUUGUUUUGUUGAAUGUGCUAUAUAUUUUUUUAUUUCCACUUUUUCCAUUCAGUUGAUCUUGCGUGGAUUUUUUCUGUGAGCUAAUGGUCUCAAAGUUUUGUUUGUAUUGUAUUAUUUGGUUGUGAAACAAGCUUGUUAACUAUUUGUAAAUACAUAACAUUUAUAUUCA
Molecule: messenger RNA, 1319 nt
Organism: Macrosteles quadrilineatus (aster leafhopper)
Lineage: Eukaryota; Metazoa; Arthropoda; Insecta; Hemiptera; Cicadellidae
Product: ATPase ASNA1 homolog
Exons: 7
Coding region: 55-1083 (342 amino acids)
Biological process (GO): post-translational protein targeting to endoplasmic reticulum membrane
Cellular component (GO): GET complex
Molecular function (GO): ATP hydrolysis activity; ATP binding
Source: RefSeq, a predicted model, not a curated record